Molecule: messenger RNA, 1632 nt
Organism: Penicillium waksmanii
Lineage: Eukaryota; Fungi; Ascomycota; Eurotiomycetes; Eurotiales; Aspergillaceae
Product: protein arginine methyltransferase RmtB
Exons: 4
Coding region: 1-1632 (543 amino acids)
Biological process (GO): peptidyl-arginine methylation
Cellular component (GO): nucleus
Molecular function (GO): protein-arginine N-methyltransferase activity
Source: RefSeq, a predicted model, not a curated record
AUGGCAUCCUCCAAUCGUUCUGAUCUCCCUGCUGAAAAGGCACCUGUCGAUGCUCGAUCCGUCUCUGACGAAUCUGACUCGAGCAAUGAAGAAGGUUGGGAAGAUGUCGAGCCCGAGGAUGAUUCGCAGCCAGUAGUCGACCUCUUCUCCGAAACGGUCUACCCUGAUGUGCGCUCGAUGCUGAAAGUUUGCAAGGACAAGCACAACUUUGAUCUGCUGAAGAUCCAGAAGCAACUCGAUCUUGACUUCCUGGAUUCGAUCAAGCUGGUCAACUAUGUGCGCACCCAGGUUAAGGCUGGUAACAAGACACCCGAUGUCUCUUCCAAGUCCCAAUUCGAAGACGAUGCCUACUUGAAGCCUGUGCUCGAGGACGACGCCCUUCUAUAUAGCUUGGACGAUAUCGCUGAGGAACAGGCUAGCGAUGAGGCCUCUGGUGGCGACGCCGACCGUCGAGUUCUGGAACUACAGGAGGAAUUGGAGCGCUUGCAGACUCAAUUCUCCGAGUACAGAACCGCCGUGCAACAAUCUCUCGAGGAUCAAUUGACCAAAGAAGACGAGAAGCUGCAGCCCGAUGCUGCGAAAAGAUCCACAGAUAAGACUGAGGAGGUAGAUGCGGACUACUUCAGCUCUUAUUCUUAUAACACAAUCCAUGAGUCCAUGUUGAAGGAUACCAUCCGUACUGAUGCCUACCGUGAUUUCGUCUACGAGAACAAGCACCUCUUCAAGGAUAAGGUCGUUCUGGACGUUGGAUGCGGAACUGGUAUCUUAUCCAUGUUCUGUGCCAAGGCCGGUGCAAAGAAGGUCAUCUCGGUUGACAACUCGAACAUCAUUGACCGUGCCAAGGAGAUCGUCUAUGACAACGGCCUUGGUGAUGUGAUCACGUGCAUCCAAGGCAAGAUCGAAGAGGUUGUCCUCCCGGUUGAAAAGGUCGACAUUAUCAUCUCAGAGUGGAUGGGCUACGGUCUGCUCUUCGAGGCCAUGUUUGAUUCGGUCAUUUACGCUAGGGAUCGCUACCUGGCUCCCGAUGGACUUAUGGUUCCCUCUCACGCCACUCUCCGCGUUGCGCCUUUCGCCGACCCUGAUUUCAUUGCGUCGCAUAUCUCCUUCUGGCAUAACGUGUACGGUUUCAAGAUGAACAGCAUGCUCUUGAACAUUUACGAGGAGGCGCUUGUGCGCGGAAUUCAGCCCACAACCAUUCCAGGAGACUCCAGUAUCUUUUUGCCGCUGCCUCUUCAUACCAUCACUGUCGAGGAGCUGAACUUUAUCAAGGAGUUCCAAUUCACCCUGAACGAGGAUAUUGAUGCCCUCGAUGGCUUCGCCAUUUGGUUCGAUAUCUUCUUCAUGCCCUCAAGAGAAUCUCCGGUGCCCGAGAACCCCAUUCCCUCAGAGAUGAAGAAGAAGGGAAUUGUUUCCUUCACCACCGGCCCGGACGACACUGAGACCCACUGGAUGCAGACCAUCCUUCUUAUCGACCAUGGAAAGGAGCAACCCAAGCCAUUAAAGAAGGGUCAGACUUUUACUGGUAAGGUCGGCUAUCAGCGAAAGCAGAACGGCUACCGCGGUCUGGAUAUCAACAUCGAGUGGAACGGCGGAGAAAAUGCCUCGGGCAAGCAACAGUGGGCGCUUCAGUAA